CCCCUUUCCACUCCCCCUCCCUGCCACUUUCGCUCGCCUCCCUUUGUGUCCCUACGCAUCGACAUAGACACAUCCAUAUACAUACCUCGCCAUGACGUCGCACAGUGCCCCCCAUCAUCCGACUGGUAGCCCGCUCACAGGGUUCCCCGUGCCCCAGCUCGCCGUUCCGGGCGUGGCUCCCGGGGCCACGCGCCAGGAGUCCGACACCAUGGGCUCGAUUGCCGUUCCCGCGGACCGGUAUUGGGGCGCCCAGACCCAGCGGUCGCUGGACAACUUCGCCAUCGGCAACGAUGUCUUCCCACGGGAGAUGAUUCGUGCGCUGGGCAUCCUGAAGAAGUCGACGGCCAUCACCAACGCCAAGCUCGGCCUGCUGCCGCAGAAUCUGGCGGACCUGAUCAUUGCGGCGGCCGACGAGGUGAUCUCCGGGCAGCUGGACUCGCACUUCCCGCUGAAGAUCUGGCAAACCGGCUCCGGGACCCAGACCAACAUGAACACCAACGAGGUGAUUUCCAACCGAGCCAUCGAGGCGGCCGGCGGUGUGCUUGGCUCCAAGAAGCCGGUCCACCCGAAUGACCACGUCAACAUGAGCCAGUCCUCCAACGACACCUUCCCGACGGCCAUGCACAUUGCCGUGGCCGAGCAGGUCCAUCACAAGCUCCUGCCCGAGGUGCGCCUGCUGCUGGCGGCCAUCCAGCAGAAGGUCGAAGCCUUCCAGCACAUCAUCAAGAUCGGCCGCACCCACCUGCAGGAUGCCACCCCUUUGACCAUGGGCCAGGCGUUCAGCUCGUUUGCCUCGCAGCUGGAGCAGGCCCUGCACGCGAUCGAGGUGAACCUGACCGGGGUGCUGGCGCUGGCCAUCGGCGGGACGGCCGUCGGGACGGGGCUCAAUGCGCCGGUUGGCUUUGCAGAGGGCGCCGCGGCGGCCAUCGCCGCCGAGACCGGGCUGCCAUUUGUGAGCGCCCCCAACAAGUUUGCCGCCCUGUCCGGGCAUGAGGCCCUGUCGGCCCUGCACGGGGGCGGCCUGCGGACGCUGGCCGUGGCCCUGACCAAGAUCGCCAAUGACAUUCGCCUGCUGGGAUCCGGGCCGCGGUCCGGCCUGGGGGAGCUCAACCUGCCGGCCAAUGAGCCCGGGUCGUCCAUCAUGCCGGGCAAGGUGAACCCCACCCAGUGCGAGGCCCUGACCAUGGUGUGCGCGCAGGUUCUGGGCAAUGACGCGGCCGUGGCCAUCGGCGCCAUGAACGGCCACAUGGAGCUGAAUGUGUACAAGCCGCUGAUCCUGCGCAACGUUCUGGAGUCCACGCGCCUGCUGGCCGACAGCAUGCGGUCCUUCCGGGUGCAUUGCGUUGAGGGUAUCACCGCGAACGAGACGCGCAUUCGCGAGCACCUCAACAACUCCCUGAUGCUGGUGACCGCCCUGGCGCCGCACAUUGGCUACGAGAAGGCCGCCGCCAUCGCGUAUCGUGCCUUCGAGACCGGCGGCACCCUGCGCGCCGUGGCCAUCGAGGGGGGCUAUGUCACCGGCGAGGAGUUCGACCGCUGGGUCGACCCGGCGGCCAUGUGCGCCCCAGGCGCGGGCAACGCAUGA
Molecule: messenger RNA, 1585 nt
Organism: Fonticula alba
Lineage: Eukaryota; Rotosphaerida; Fonticulaceae
Product: fumarate hydratase, class II
Exons: 7
Coding region: 92-1585 (497 amino acids)
Biological process (GO): fumarate metabolic process; tricarboxylic acid cycle; malate metabolic process
Cellular component (GO): tricarboxylic acid cycle heteromeric enzyme complex
Molecular function (GO): fumarate hydratase activity
Source: RefSeq, a predicted model, not a curated record